Zootermopsis nevadensis is the source of this 3498-nucleotide messenger RNA. The record is from RefSeq and is a predicted model, not a curated record. NCBI's taxonomy places the organism in Eukaryota, Metazoa, Arthropoda, Insecta, Blattodea, Termopsidae.
GGGGAGGGAGAUGGCGGCUGUAAGGGAACGAAUGGCUGCAAGCAUUUGGAAUAAACACAACAAGAGAGGUAGACGUGCCGAGCUGGUCUGCACUGCCGCAGCACAGUCGUCCAGAAACAGACAUGGCGGAUAAGAAGGAGUGGGAUCAGAGUCAGCUAAGGAAAUACGACAUUCAGUUAGACGAAAUACCAAGAUUGAGUGUGAAGGAUCCCAAGGUUGAUGAAUUUAUCGCAGAUAAUAAGCCCGUAAUCAUAACAGAUACCAGACUUGUGGCAUCAGCGGAGAGAUGGGACCUGGAUUAUUUGGAACAGAAUAUGGGAAAUGGAGACUUUUCUGUUUUCCUUUCACGGAAUCAUAAGUUUAAAUACUUUGAUGACAAGAAAAUUUUACCAACAUCAGGAGAUUCCAGACUGGAUUUCACACCACCAACAAGAAGGGUAGAUAUGAAGUUACCAGAGUUUACACGUAAACUUCGCCAGUGGAGGAGAGGAGAAGAGAGAAUGUACCUGCAACAAGCAUUGAAUAAUACUGUGGGACCAGCAAUUGUACAAGAUUUUUUGAACUUCCGAUGGGAGUGGAUUAAUUCGAAACAGAAGAUGCACUCGUGGGGACCUUUAACAUCAAAUUUACUUCUCAUUGCUAUGGAAGGCAAUGUGACUCCCUGUCAUUAUGACGAGCAGCAGAACUUCUUUGCGGAAGUAAGAGGGUUCAAGCGGUGUAUUCUGUUCCCUCCGGAACAGUUCGAAUGCUUUUAUCCGCAUCCCGUGUACCACCCACAUGAUCGACAGAGUCAGGUGGACUUUGAAAGGCCAGAUUACACAAGAUUUCCCAAGUUCAGAGAAGCACGAGGACAAGAGGCCAUUGUGGGACCCGGCGAUGUCCUGUACAUUCCAAUAUAUUGGUGGCAUCACAUCGAGUCAAUAAUGAGAGGAGGUUACACGAUAUCAGUUAACUUUUGGUAUAAGGCCGGACCGACUGGUCAGAUUGUAUAUCCGCUGAAAGACCACCAGAAGGUAGCCAUCAUGCGAAAUGUGGAGAAGAUGUUGGUGGAGGCUUUGCAGGACCCACACGAAGUCGGUCCGCUUCUGAGGGCAUUGGUGCUGGGACGCUAUACAGACUGAACUAGGAAUGAAAUGAAGGUUUUUACAGCAGCAAGUAUGAAGAUGGCUGUCUUCUUAGUUGUUGAGCCUCGUACUCUGGCGUAUGAGUUUACUGAUGUUUCAGAGGUGCUUGGUACCUCUGACAUGUCAGUAAACUUCUACCAGACUACGUUAUGGAGCAUUCCAGAAAAUAGCCAUCUUAUAUUAGGGUAGUUUUGCAUCUGUGAACUUGACUUCAGUAUUAAAUUACCAUGAAAAGGAUUUACCAGACAGUAGCAUAUGCAUGGCAGCUGGAUCACAUGUAAGUUGCAUUGCAUGGAUGUUAAAUGUUAAGUUCUGUAAGCAGAUUAUUAUAUUUAAAGUUGGAUUUUAAAUAUUUUUUAUUCCAGUCACUUUAUCUUACUUUUGUCCAGGGGCAUGGCAGCCUAGGAGCUGCUGGGACUAAGCCUAAGUUUUUUAGAUAUCAAGAAAUGUAUAUUUGGUGUUGCAAUGGCGGACAGUGAAGAGCUGGUAGUAAUCGUGGAAAAAUGCCGUGUGGCUGAAUGAGGGUCAUUUGUAAGUAGCCCAUUUUUGGCGCGUUUUACUUUACAUGCCCAUCUCAGGUGGAAUAGUACCUUUAUAUAGAGAAAAGUAGAUAAAGGAAAUACCUUGGGCUACCCUGUCUACCGCAACUGGUUGUAGCCUCUGAGAGCACUUUUCACCAGCUGCUGCUGAUUCCCAUCAUGUAGCCUCUCUUCGAUUCAAGCCCGAAUGUUUCUUACGUCUGAAGUAAAAUAUUAGGGUGCACUGAUGAGAGGAAAGUGUGUUGUCAAAAUUAUUAUGGGAGAACAAAAGCGAUGAAAAUCACGUCGGAAGAAGGGGAUCAUAGUUCACUGCUUCGUCUGUGGAGUUUGAUAUUUCUGCCGGCAGUACGAUUAACAAAAGAAUAUGGAAUAAAAUUUAAGCAGACUAAAAUAAAGACAGGAAAUGUACACAUAGUGUAACAUUUGUCAUGUUUACCAAAAUACGGCCUUUGUAAAUGUCCAUUAUGUGGGUGGGCUGUCCAGGGGAGUAAACAUGAUAAUUGAGUAGCCAGUAAUUUUGUUGAGAAAAAUUUGGACGUUAUUGUUUUAGAAAUGUUUGGAGAUCUUCAUGUCUGAUUUUAACCACCAAUGAAGUAUGUUCACAUAUUUUAGUAAAACUUCUCAUGAUACUCUAUGAAAAUUUAUUCAGCUGUUCUUGAAAUGUCGUAUACAGACAGACGUAUGGCAAAGGUAAAAGGAGUAUUUUGUUUAUAUAUCACAUAUCUUUACAGCUUUGUCUUUUGUUUAUCGCCUUGAUGGUAAGAUUUUCUAAAAUAUAAUCACUAAGUAUUCCAAACAUUUCUGCAAAUCAUGCCACAGUGCAAAGUAAUCAAACGACAUGGAUCAAUUAGGUGGUUACUGUAGCUAAGCUAUUUUUUAAAUAUUGGUAAUUGUAAAGUUUUUAAGAUGUAAUACCUAUUGGCUAAGUAGCUUUAUCAGUAAAUUGACAGUCGGACUGCUGGGUUUCGAUUUCUGUGAGGGAUUUCCAGGAUAUUCCCUUUUAUCGCCACGUCCAAAAUGUUUCCUGCCGUAAUGACAAAGCCCUGAAGCUGACCUCUGACCACCAUUUAGUGCAGAUGUUAGGAAUGUGCAUUGUCUUACGUUCUGCUUCCCAUGGUAUGGUGCUUUGACCAUGUAAUGUGUAAUAGUGCGGGGAAAUGCAGGUUUCACAUCCAUAUUUGCCAACUUCAAAUUCUGGAGUGUUCACGAAUGUAAUGUUUAAUUAUUAUGUUACCAUAAACACAUUUUAAAGUGAGUUUAUUUUAUAAUGGUAUUUGUAGUUGAAUAAUUCUUAGAAUGAGUUGUAGCAUGAACUUAACAGAUAAAUAAUCAUUAAUGUCGGUGGAAUACUGAAGUGUAAAUAUUUUAAUAAUGCCAGUUGUCGUUCUGGCUAAGGGUCAUUGGAAACUUGGUACUGUUAACCACCAUCAACCCUGGUCUUAUCGUACGUAACUACUUUUGUAUAUGAUACUUUGUAGUGAGAGACAUAUCACAGUAUUUACUUGUUUUGUACAUAAUGGCCAACGAAGGUCGAAACAUUAAUUGUUCCUACUUGUCAUUUGCUGUGUGGUGUGAUAAUUGUAGUAAUUAAUAUAAUUAUUGUUUUUUUUUAAUUUAUGAACUACGAUUGGCCAUGUGUUUUACAUCAUGUUCUGUAUGUUUUGCAAAAUUUUAUUUUGAUAAGAUUUUCUUCUUAGAUUAUAUUAAGAUUAUAGCUACAUCUCUAAAAGUUUGGGUUUUGAAUCCAUUGUGUAUAUUUGUUUGUAUCAAGGAUACAUAGUGUACAUAAAGGAUUUGAAGUACAUAUGCUUCAGAAUGUAACUAUGUACAUGGAU